Monomorium pharaonis (pharaoh ant) is the source of this 1173-nucleotide messenger RNA. It is a transcript of the gene Atg5, whose product is annotated as autophagy protein 5. The record is from RefSeq and is a predicted model, not a curated record. Gene Ontology annotation, cellular component: phagophore assembly site membrane; Atg12-Atg5-Atg16 complex; cytoplasm. Lineage: Eukaryota; Metazoa; Arthropoda; Insecta; Hymenoptera; Formicidae. Bases 162 to 959 code for a protein of 265 amino acids. Gene Ontology annotation, biological process: nucleophagy; autophagosome assembly; cellular response to nitrogen starvation. The transcript has 4 exons.
AUCAUUAGAGGUCUCCACAGUCAGAGUUGAUAUUCCUCUCGUUUGUCGGUUAGUUUACUUACAACGAAAAUAUAACCUAACGGUGAUUCUCUUGGACUAAUUUGUUAUUAAGCAGUUUUAAUUGACAAAUGUGUUAAGGUGAGCGCAAUAUUUUUUAUGCAAUGGCAAACGACAGGGAGGUACUUCGAGAAAUCUGGGAUGGCAAGAUCCCAAUCUGUUUUACUCUCAACUCUGAGGAAAUUAGCGAUUUACAAGGACCAGAUCCAUUUUAUCUGAUGGUAUCUAGAUUAAGUUAUUUUCCACUUUGUACAGAGAAGGUUCGGAAACAUUUCAUACGACAUAUACAAAGCGACAGUAAACAGGAGCACGAGAUGUGGCUAGAAUUCAAUGGAAUACCAUUAAAGUGGCAUUAUCCAAUUGGUGUUCUACUGGAUAUUUAUUUCAAUGACAUUCAGUUACCUUGGAACAUUGUCGUCCACUUUGAUAAGUUUCCAGAGAAUGUUCUAAUGCACUGUCAAAACAAAGAAGUUGUAGAGGCACAUUUUCUCUCUUGUAUAAAAGAAGCUGAUGUUUUGAAACAUAGAGGCCAAAUUGUCUCUAGUAUGCAGAAAAAGGAUCACACCCAGUUAUGGAAUGGUAUUAUGAAUGAUAAAUUCGAUCAGUUCUGGUCGGUGAAUGGUAGGCUUAUGGAAACCAAUACUGAAGAGGGAUUUAAAUAUAUACCUUUUCGUUGCUAUACAAGUGAAGAUAAAUACAUACAAAGACUUGUAAAACCAAUAAAUGAAGAGGGCCAAAGAAAGACUUUGAAACAUUUGUUAAAUGAAGUAUUCCCAGAUCAAGAAAAUGUUACAGUGCGCACCCAUGGCAUUGUGCCACCAUUAGAGACGCCGCUUCAAUGGAUGUCAGAACAUUUAAGCUAUCCAGAUAACUUCCUACACUUAAUCGUAGUUACAUUGUAAUAUAUAUUGAGGAACGGAAUGAAAUUCAUUAUGAAGAAGGAAAUUCAUUAUGAAUAAUAAUAUAAUUUUUCUGUGAUUACCAUGUACAUUUUGCUUUGUUGUUUUGUGAUGAUGUAUUUAUUUUAUAAAAAUCUUUCAUGAAAAUUAUGAAUUGUAACAAAAUUAAUUGGUACCAAAGACUAUGAUAUAAAGGGAAAGAAAUAUCUAUCCAAAA